ACUUCCAGUGGCCCCGGAAGCGCGGUUGUCUAACCGCUAGAGUUAGGAAGUCGGAAUGGGGCUAAGCUCAGCUUGAAGCUUUGGCCGGGGGGCCGGCCGGUGCUGCUGUGGCCCGGGCGAGCUGGGAGCGCGGAGCGGCUUUUGGGACAGUGCGGGCGAGCCCUGGCAGUGUGCUCCUCUCGUGCCAGCGUCGCUCCGCCAUAGGACCCGCCCCUGCCCUGCUGCCUGGGACCUGGCGGGCGCUUCUGUCAGGCUGCCCCGCUGCCCUGCAUCCGGUCACGAAUAGCUGUGAGGAGCGGGUGUGCGGCCUUAGGGACAACUCUCUCCCCGCCAGCAUCUUCGUGACCCUCUCCCAGGCUGUCCGAACACUGACGUGGAACAACCCGUUCUGAACCCUCAUGGAGAAGUUUGGGAUGAAUUUCGGGGGCGGCCCAAGCAAGAAGGACCUGCUGGAGACCAUUGAGACCCAGAAGAAGCAGCUCCUCCAGUACCAGGCACGUCUCAAGGAUGUAGUCCGCGCCUAUAAAAGUCUGCUGAAAGAGAAAGAGGCGCUGGAGGCCAGCAUUAAGGUGCUGUCGGUAUCCCACGAGGCGGAUGUGGGCCUUGCAGGUGUCCAUCCUCAAGGCCUCACCUUUCCUGACUCUGUGGAUGACCUAUGCUCCACUCACAGCGAGGAUAGCACUGGGACCGCCACCAGCUUAGAGACUGCGGCCAGUCUCACCAGCACCAAGGGUGAGUUUGGGGUAGAAGAUGACAGACUGGCCCGUGGACCACCACCUCUAAAGUCCGAAGAGGCCAGUGGAUCGGAGAGCGGCGUUAGCAGUAGUAGUGGGGAUGGACCGUCUGGGAGUGGGGAGGUGGACAAACGACUGCACCAGCUGAAGACUCAGUUGGCGACUUUGACCAGCUCUUUGGCUACAGUCACCCAGGAGAAGUCCCGCAUGGAAGCUUCUUACCUGGCUGACAAAAAGAAGAUGAAACAGGACUUAGAUAAUGCCAGUAAAAAAGCAGAGGAGGAGAGGGGCCGGCUGGAGGGAGAAUUGAAGGGGCUGCAGGAGCAGAUAGCAGAAACCAAAGCCCGACUUAUCACGCAGCAGCACGAUCGGGCCCAAGAGCAGAGUGACCAUGCCUUGAUGCUGCGUGAGCUCCAGAAGCUGCUGCAGGAGGAGAGGACCCAGCGCCAGGACUUGGAGCUUCGAUUGGAAGAGACCCGAGAAGCUCUGGCUGGGCGGGCCUAUGCAGCUGGUCAGAUGGAAGGGUUUGAACUGCAAACCAAGCAGCUGACCCGUGAGGUAGAGGAGCUGAAAGGUGAGCUGCAGGCUCUUCGAGAUGAGAAGAAUCGGCCUGACCCCCGGCUGCAGGAGCUUCAGGAAGAGGCCGCCUGCCUUAAAAGCCAUUUCCAGGCUCAGCUGCAGCAGGAAAUGAGGAAGACAGCCGUUGCCGAAGAUCAGCUACGACAGCAAUCGCAGUUGGAAGAGCAGAGGGUGGCGGCCCUGGAGAAUCAAAUAUCUGAGGUGUCGGAACUGCUGGGCACCUAUGAGAAAGCCAAGCAGAAGGACCAGCUGGCCAUCCAGAAGCUGAAGGAGCGCAUUCUUCAGCUGGACCUGGAGAACAAGACACUGGCACUAGCGGCCUCUAGCCGGUCCCCUCUGGACAGCCAUGGAGAGGAGUCCAGUCUGGAUGUCAAUGUCCUGAAGGACAAGAUGGAGAAGCUGAAGAGGCUGCUUCAGGUUGCGGCCAGGAAGAGCCAGGUGACCUUGGAUGUGGAGAAGCUCUGCAACCUGGAGAUAAUGCCCAGCUCAGAGGCUGCUGACGGGGAGAAGGCCAGUGCACUCUACUACCAGCAGGAGCUGAAACAGCUGAAGGAGGAGUUUGAGAGGUACAAGAUGCGGGCCCAGGUCGUCCUCAAGAGCAAGAACGUCAAAGACGGGAACCUGGGCAAGGAGCUGGAGGAAGCCCGGGAGCAGCUGGCGGAGCUGAAGGAGAAGUACAUCUCGCUGCGGCUGUCCUGCGAGGAGCUCGACUGCCAGCACCAGCAGGAGGCUGAGGGCUGGAAGCAGGAGCUGGCCCGGCUGCAGCACAUCCACCGGCAGGAACUGGAGCGGAGCCAGCUGGACUUCAGGGACCGCACGCUGAAACUGGAGGAGGAGCUGCACAAGCAGCGGGACCGGGCCCUGGCCGUGCUGGCCGAGAAGGACCUGGAGCUGGAGCAGCUGCGUUCUGUGGCCUUGUCCUCUGGGCUGCCGGGACGCAGAAGCCCUGUGGGCAGUGUGGGCCCCGGGGAUCCAGCGGACACAUCUGCUCCGGACAGCCUGACCCAAGCCCUGCAGCUAGCUGCGGCCAAUGAGCCCACUUUCUUCCUUUACGCCGAGCAGUUGGCCCGCAAGGAGGUGGAGAUCACGUCACUGAGGAAGCAGAAGCACAGGCUGGAGGGGGAGGUGCAUCAGCUGCAGGAUCGGCUGCUGGAGGAGGGGGAGCGGCAUCGGGAGGAGGUGGGAGCCCUGCAGAGCCACAUUGCAAAGAACAUCAGGGACCAGAGUCGGGAGGGAGCCAACCUGGAGUACCUCAAGAACAUCAUCUACCGCUUCCUGACCUUGCCGGACACCGUGGGCCGCCAGCAGACGCUCACCGCCAUCCUCACCAUCUUGCACUUCAGUCCGGAGGAGAAACAAGUGAUCAUGCGGCUCCCAGCCGGUGGUAGUUGGUGGCCUUCUGGCAAGAGAUGAUGCCAUUUUCACUAACUCCUCAAUUUUCUGUGCCUCUUCUGUGAGAAGGGGCAGGCUCUGGUUUCUCCUGCCUCUUCUCUUACAUUAUCAUUUAUUUCUUCACUGUGUUGACAUGGGAGGAAUCCUCAGUGUGGGUUGGGAUUUUCUGCCAAAUGCCAUUAAUGCCAUUUUAUCCUUGGGCCCUAGAGGUACUAAAAGUGUUGGGACAGCAUCUUCUGGUGGUGUGUGUGAGGGGAAGCGGGGGGAGAGGUUAGGACUCAGAGGUGCAAAAGUUGGGGAAGUGAGAGUCUUUUAAAAUAAGGUGUUUUUGGUUUUAAUAUCAUACUCCUAGUGCAGAGCUAGGAGUACAUAUGACUCCAAAGGGAGUUCAGUUAAUUUCUAAACAUGCACAAGGACCAGCUAUUUACUCCAUCUCAUCGAAAUCUUGAAUCUGGUCAACUGCUGCCCCAAUUCUCUGGGGACAGAAAUUCAGGCUGGAGAGGGACCAGGAAGUUUGAAAUAGUGACAGAUUGUCCCCUACUCCAAACGGCCAAGGAAUAGUGAACUUGCGAAGUUCAUCUUGGAACUGGGAAGCUUGGAAUACUUAGGGCUAGGUAUGACCUAAUCAAUCUGGACAAAACACACCACUUGUGACCAUCCUAGAGAGAACCCUGAGCACCAGUUGGAUCUUAGGGGUUUCCUGAGUGACCUGCUUUUGGCCUGGAUAGGGUUCUAGGCCUCUCACAUUUGUCCCUGCCUUAACCUGUCUGCCCAGGGUUGGCCUGAGAUUGUGAGUGAAUGACUUUGCUAGCUUUCCCUCAAUGUUGAACUUCCAUUAAGAAAAAAAUUCUACCUUCUUACAGAGAGGGGUCUGAUCAGGAAGCUCUGAUCCUGCCUGGAUAUAAGGAGUUAGCUCAGAGAUUUACACCCUUCCCCCCCCCAAGCUGUUUCUGCCUUUGUAGGGGCAGGGAAGAGGAAGAAGAUCUGCUGCAGAGGAUUCCAGAAGGAUGCUAUGACCCUCACAGGAAAAUGGUGGGAAUUCAGCUGAGGCCGGGCUGGGGUACUUGCUGCUCCGUGGAUAGCAUUCUGGCUAAAUCUCCACGUCCCUGCAGCCAGGGUGUUCAUGCAUUACUGUCACCAGAGCACUUUGCCCGCUCACUUAGGGAGGUCAUAGAGUUUCAGUCCGAAAGCGUCAUCUUCCCACACAUGUUACUACUAAAUGAGGAGCUCAGAAAAGUUGGGUUCAAACAGUAUCACUUCCCUAUUCUUUGCUUUCCCCCAUCUGCUCUCGCUGGUUGUAAAGAUCUUUGGAUCCUAAAGACCAGUGCUUUGCCACUGACUGGGCUGAUGUGUAUCUUUCUGUUAUUUCAUCAUAGUAGUCUGUUUUGUGAGGGUUUGGGGGUGCAGAGACUGUGAUUAAAUGUUCUGAUUGGGAGGCUGGGUGACCUGGACUGUUUACAGUAAGCAGACUUAGCGGAACAGAAGUGAUGUGUUCAAAUGAUAAUAACAAUAACCACGGAAUCAUUAAACCUGACCAACUUGA
Orcinus orca (killer whale) is the source of this 4248-nucleotide messenger RNA. It is a transcript of the gene GCC1, whose product is annotated as GRIP and coiled-coil domain containing 1. The transcript is spliced from 2 exons. Lineage: Eukaryota; Metazoa; Chordata; Mammalia; Artiodactyla; Delphinidae. The record is from RefSeq and is a predicted model, not a curated record. The coding region runs from base 399 to 2726 and encodes 775 amino acids. Gene Ontology annotation, cellular component: Golgi apparatus.